Molecule: messenger RNA, 4432 nt
Organism: Wyeomyia smithii (pitcher-plant mosquito)
Lineage: Eukaryota; Metazoa; Arthropoda; Insecta; Diptera; Culicidae
Gene: slgA
Product: proline dehydrogenase 1, mitochondrial
Exons: 11
Coding region: 693-2669 (658 amino acids)
Cellular component (GO): mitochondrion
Molecular function (GO): proline dehydrogenase activity; FAD binding
Source: RefSeq, a predicted model, not a curated record
UGUUCACUAUCUCUGGAUCCGCGGCCGAACACGGAGCGUUUUUCUUCGAGUCCGAGUGUCUUGUAUUAGUUGUUUGUAUUACAGAUAAUAGUCGAGGAAAUUCAGCAAAUUCCGGGCUGCAAAUUCUCCCUGAGAGCAUUGCGACGUUAUCCUUAACCGAUAUUGCGAAUUUUACGAGUUAGAUUGCUUAAGAAAAUUCGCGAUUUCCAUCGGCCGUUUUCUUCUGUCAAUUACCGGAGUAUUAAAUAUCUAGUGUAUUCGUUUCCUUUUUCGUUUAGACGAAGCGUUCCAGGAUUCAGGGAGGCUUGUUAAGUGUAAAAAAAUAUCCAUAUCUGGAUACCGAGUCAUUGCUGGUAGAUCGAAAAGAGCGAAAGACGGAAAAAGUGUUUACGUAAUUUCGCUAAAUUUUCGUUGUGUAAUGUGAAGAAUCAUUCUCGUGUGUGCCACGAAGAGAAGGGCAGGCCAGUUUUAGCAAAUUGUUCAGCGUGUAGAGAAAAGAAAGACGAGGAUACCGAUUUUGUGUGAACGCCCGUGUAGUGGUGUAAGCCCAUUUUGUGAAAUCUUGUCUCCUCCGCCAACUUCCACGCCGCCGGUGUCUUCGAGACUUGCGGUGAGUUUCGCUCCAACGGACAGUCUAACUGACUGCGCGCACAGGACCUUUUCAGUGGUGGUGAUACGUUGCUUGUUGUGUAAUGGCGUUUUUGCGUUCGGUCGUUCGGUGCAAUUGUUCGGUGUCGCGAAAAUUAUCGUCUCCAAUAUCCCUCAAUAGUGGACCGGUAUCCAGUUUCCAGCGGGGAUUACUAUUAAACCAAGUGCUUGCUGCCGCAAGCUACCAUGCUUCUUCGAUCUACAUAAAACAGGUGUUAGCAGGGGGUCAGUUCUACCAGCGCCGAUUCCGAUCGGUAGCCGCGACAACCAAUGCAGGAGGAGUUCACGUUGCUAAGCAGCAACAUCAACAGCAGAAUGAUCCCAGUUCACCGCAGCGAGAUCCGUUGGAUGUUGGCUUCAAUGAUCCGAAUGCUGCGUUCAAGAGUAAAACUACUUUCGAGCUGAUCCGGGCCUAUUUUGUGUAUAUGCUGUGCUCCUCCGAGUUCCUGGUCGAGAACAACAUGAAGCUCAUGAAGCUGACGAAAGCCAUUAUCGGGGACAGAUUGUUCAUCCAGUUGAUGAAGUCAACCUUCUACGGACAUUUUGUCGCCGGAGAGGACAGAAUCCUGAUCGUGCCAACGCUUGAAAGACUGCGCUCGUUUGGUGUUAAACCUAUCCUAGACUAUUCGGUUGAGGAGGAUCUGUCUCAGGAGGAGGCAGAGAAACGAGAAGUGGAAGCUUCGGUAUCGUCCACCGGAACGAACCUUUCCGGGGAAGCAACCGCCCUGCCCCAAUACAGUGUAGACAAAACGUUCGCCGAUCGACGCUACAAAGUACAAAGUGCCCGUACUUACUUCUACCUUAAUGAGGCUACCUGUGAGCGGAACAUGGAGACAUUUUUAGAAUGUCUGGAUGCCGUUAAAGGUGCAACAUUCGGUACCGGUAUUACGGCAAUCAAGUUAACAGCUCUCGGAAGGCCGCAGCUAUUGCUCCAACUUUCUGAAGUCAUCAUGCAGGCUCGUAGCUACAUGAUGGAACUGGCAGGUGCCACCGGUAAUGUGCUAUCACAUCACAAAACUAUCAAGGAUUUGGAACGGUAUUUGAGUAAUGUGGCAGACAAGAAGGAAGUGAAAGCUUUUCUGGAAAAAGUCACCUCGGAUAAAGAUGGAAUUUUGCAUCUAUUCCCCUGGACGGGAAUCAUUAACGAAGACUGUGAGCUGAGUGAAACGUUCCGAGUGCCAGAUCCAGUUACCGGACAAAUGCGUCGGUUGAUCUCACAAAUACCCCCUAAAGAGGAAGAAAUGUUCCGCAAUAUGAUAAGACGAUUGAACACUAUUGUUAAGGCCGCUCAAGAUCUAGACGUACGCAUAAUGAUUGAUGCAGAGCAGACGUAUUUCCAGCCUGCGAUAUCCCGCAUUACCCUGGAGAUGAUGCGAAAGUACAAUACCGAGAAAGCAAUCGUUUUCAACACCUAUCAGUGUUACUUGAAGGAAACCUACAAAGAGGUUUGUACUGAUCUACAGCAGGCCAAACGACAAAAUUUCUACUUUGGUGCUAAACUGGUACGAGGGGCAUACAUCGAACAGGAACGGGCCCGCGCAGCUGCUCUGGGGUACGAAGACCCCACGAAUCCUUCCUUUGAAGCAACUACCGAAAUGUAUCACAAAACUUUGACUGAGUGUUUGAGGAGAAUAAGAAUUCUCAAAGACGCUGGUGAGGAUCCGAAAAAGAUCGCUAUUAUGGUUGCAUCGCACAAUGAAGAUACCGUCCGAUUUGCGAUUGAAAAAAUGAAGGAAAUCGGUAUCCACCCGGAAGACAAGGUGAUUUGCUUCGGUCAGUUGCUUGGCAUGUGCGAUUACAUCACUUUUCCACUGGGUCAGGCUGGUUACUCUGCAUACAAAUACAUCCCGUACGGGCCGGUCAAUGAGGUUCUACCGUACCUUUCGCGACGUGCCCAAGAAAACAAAGGUGUUCUACAGAAGAUCAAGAAGGAAAAACGUCUUCUGCUAAGCGAGAUUUUGAAGCGACUGGCCAAGGGUCAGCUAUUCUACAAACCGAAAGGCAACUACGUGCCGAUUUAAGCUGGUGCUAGUGGAUACUAGUAGAAUGCACCAAGGUAUUUUAAUAGAUGAAUAACGAAAGUUGAAAUUUACGUCCAAUAACACACAGGCACUCUCAAAGACCCAGAUCGAACACACUCACAGAACUCCACACGAUCCAGCUCCGGACCGACGGAUCUAACCUAUGAAACUGAACGUGUGUUGUGAAUGUACUAUUAGUUGUACUAAGACCUUUCGAGCUGGUUUGUAUUUCUCCCUGAAUAGUCAGCUGCAAACAAAAGCCAGUAAAGAUUCGGACAUCAACGAACAGGCUGAAAAACCAAAACGAAUACGUACUAUGCCUAGUUGAUAGUAGUUGGUUACAUCGCCUGUUACUGGAUAAUGGCGAAUGGUAUUAAGAAAUAAGGCGAAAGUUAUGAUAUUUUCGAAACCGUAUAUGCUCACCCUCUCAUCAAUAGAAGAAAUUUGCAUAGAACCCAUGUCAGAAAGUACGGGCGUCUAUUCAACCGGUUAUUAAAAGUUGUCUGCUAUUAGUGAGAUGGAUUGAUUAUUUGUGAUUGUAAUUUUAGUGGCUUGUACGAAUAAGGCGAAUAAUUAUGAAAUAAAUUUUUAUUUUGUCGAUCAAAAUAAAUCUGUUUGCGCUCUCAACGUAAGUUGGAACCGACGAGAGAAUGAUAUAGUUCUUUUUUCAACAUCCCUCUUUUUCAGUAAAAAAUUAGUUUUUUUUGUUACCAAAUUUAUCCCUGCGUAACCGCGCAUAGUAACGGCAACAAAAAGGUACGCUAACACUAGCUGUAUAAUAAACAGUAAGAAGUACAGAAACUGCCUCAGGUCAACUAACACAUGUAGUAGGGAAAUAUGUAAAAGAAGUCAAUAUCAACCAAAAGCAAGUAUGUGUAAGUGCUAAAGACAUAUACAAACCCCAGCGAAAGUAUCUAUCGAAACAUCACGCUCGGAAUGCUGAAACAUGAAUCUCAACAAGAAUCUCUUGGUGUAAUUUUACUAAACUGCUUUAGCAAAAAUGGAGAGCGUUUAUGUCAGCCUCACGUCGGUGAGCCAUACAGCAUUUUUUGCAAACUGUUUCUUGGUCAAAAAACUUGAGGAAUAGUUUACUAUAAAAUGUUAACACACACUUACAUUGUUGAAUUAUUCCUAUAUACCCAAAAAGGCUGUUUCAAUUACAUAUUGGUAAAGCAACUCUGAAUGAAGAAAAAAAUAACGCACCCAAAACGACACUGACUACAAUUCAAAUAUUGACAAUAACGAAGUGAAAAGGAAACACAUAAAACUGCUAAAAACACAAAUAUAUCGUAAAUGAAAAUUUAAUAUUCAAUGGUUAAUAUCAUAUGAGUGUGUAACGUACAUUGUAGGAUACUGAGCAGGCAUUAGCAAAUUUGAUUGUUGAAAGCUACAAAAUGCGUGAAAGAUUACACUCCGCAUUCAUUAUUGGUGGAAUUCUUACUUUUAUUGUAAGUUUAUGUGCUGAAAUAAAAACUAGAAACGAAACUAAAAACAAUUAGAAUUUAUGACAACCAUUAAAUGAAGCGUAAAAAGCAAACAGCAAACAUAAACGAUCGAGAACUAACAGAUGCAACCGUUCAAUAGUCUAGGAAGAGUGAUGCAAAUCAAAUUAUAACCAGUAUCCAGGAGGUCAUCAAUGAAUGAAACUGACCUGGCGCGGUCCGAGAGCCGUAGUUGAAUUUCAAACUGUUCUAACUGUAAGCUGUGUAAAAAUAUUUAAAUCCAAAAUAAAAACACACACUGAUCGACAACCUGCGUUCAAA